CUCAGUCUCCGGAUUAACCCGCUGGAGAAGCAGGAUUUUGGCAGAUACGUUUGUGAAGGAAGCAACCAUCUAGGAAUGGACAGAGAAGAAAUGGUCUUAUAUGAAUUUAAGCCGGAAACCACAACAACGCCUUCAACCACACAGAGGCCGUUUUAUGAAUUAAUACCACACAACCCCGACGACGGUGAUGAAGACUUUGACGACCGCACGGACGAGGAGAGUAGUUACGUCUCCGACAGGCAACGCCCUGGACAAGCCUCCACUGUGUACCCGGAUCACCACCAAGGAGGAUACCCAGACAGACAGCAGCCCACCAAAUCCCCAACUAGUAGAUAUAGUGGAGAGACGGGCAAUGAUCCUAGAUCCAUUCUCCGUCAAGGAAACUGUGCCUCAGAUGAAAAAUAUACUUUUAUUGCAUCCAUAUUGACUGUGAUGAAUAUUUGGUUGAUUUCUUGACCUCAACAUAUUGUAUCAUAGCUGACACCAAAGUGAAGAUCACAUGACGUCACAUCCGGCGGGUAUAUGACCCAAUGAGAAAUCUGAACAAGAAAGGUUUGCAGUGUUUAGACUGAAGAAUACGGUUGCAGAUGGACCUUGUGUGUGUGAUUUGAACAAGUGGUGUCUAGUAUCGAAGGCAAAGAUUUUAUCAGGCAGUAUUACUGAUUGGAAACCCCUUUCACGUUGUCAUGAUGCAUCUCGUGGAUGCCCAACACUGAGCAGAGAUACAUGCACUCCCUGGAACCAAAUGAACACAAGGAUGACGAACACAUCUAUAUAGGGUUAUGGCUUAACCCGACAUCACACAUCUGACGAGAUGUGCGUGAAAGCAAAGACGGUGUUUUUAAUGGUUAUUAACUGUAAUGAAACUGGUCCAUACCAGGCAGUGGAGUUCAAAUCAAUAUGUUUGCAUUUGCUACUUCUGUGACAUGUCCAGGUUCUGUACAAAGGUAUUUAAACUAGUUCAAACGUGUACAAUACACUGCUCUCUUGUGUUGUAUGAUAUCAAUGAUUGUAUGCAUAGUUCUGUAUGCAAGUGAAUCGUUCAACAUAUCCAAAUUCCUUCUUUGAUCAACGAAGCCAUCAUUCCGAUUUAUAUGUAUCUUUUACGAAUGUUUCAAAAGGUGGGAUUAAUAUAUCAGGAAAACAAUUAUUUUAAUGAAACAAAUUUGGAAAAUGACAUAAAAUCCUAUAUUAAUUAUACAUUUAAAUACAAUCUUAAUUUUUGCGAAAACAUAUUCGUAUAUUACGACACACUUUUUUUUAAAAUGAUCUCAUAGUAUUGAUUAAUAUUAACCAGUGUCUUGUAUUAGCUCAAAAUUCCAUUUAGGAUUUUUAUGCUAUUAUAGUAUUACUAAAUAUGUAGAACACAUUGCAAACAAAUGUCCUCCCAACCGGAGAGUUAUUUCGCUCUUCUAUGCACCUUCACUGUUGAAGUCCACCCUUUAUGACCAAAGGUUAUAUGACCUUGAUCCCUUGAUCAUUUCUUAAAUAGGUUGAAUACUUGAGAUUAAGUCGUUCACAUUGAAACUCGAGUUCACACCCUUUCAUAUGAACAUAAUAUGUGUUGUUGCAUAAGCCACGUUUGGCCAAAUUCUUGCAUAUUUAAUCGUCUUAAUUUGUAUCCGGGAUAAAUGAAAAAAAUGUUUUAUAAGUGUUAUCCUUUGCAUCACUAUUCAAAGUCAUUAAACUACAUUAGUACUAAACUACACAAAGCAUUCGCCAUUUCAUCAGGAAUCACCUUCUCGUUGUUUGUGUUUGAUUGCCAUUUCUCAAAUAGUGAAUUUUAGGUACUAAUUGAAGCUGCUGUAAUUAUUAUCCCAGAUCUGAAAUGAUGUUGUUUCUCCAUCUUUAAUGGAUCAGAGUCUCAGUUCCCCACCCUCCCUUCAUGCACCGCAUAACGGAGCAUAUUGCACCCCCUCUGUACAUACGACUGUGUAGGUAUUGAUUGAACGAUCUCUGGACGUGUGUAUCAAUGCUGUACAUAUUUAUGGGAGAUUGCUAUGGUGCUAUCAAGCUAAACGUAGUUAGUGUAUUUAAUUAUUAAACAAGGGGUCGUCGCCCUCAAAAUACCGAACACGCUGCAUUGAUUAUGGCUAUCAAAAACACACUCCUCUAGUCAGUAAACCAAUUUUGAUAAUCUAAUUCAUUCUGAAAUAGCCGGUUGCUAUAGUAAGUAAGCGACAACGUCCUAAUCUCAAACGGACUUCCACUGAUAGAAUGUUACAAUUACGUGGAGAUCCGUGUUUUUCUACACAUUGUGGAACUAAGGUCCCAGAUGCAAAGGUAAUUGCUGGGUCAAGGCCAGAUAACACUACUAUAUAUGAAUGGUUAUUUAGGUAAAAUAUUGGGAAAUUGGUUGUGCGAUUAUCAUGUUCAUAUAGUUUAGAAAUUGCAUACAUUUGUCAGUAUUACCUUUGCUAGUGGAUUUGUAUACCGACAGGCUUCAAAUUGUGUUCACAAACUACACAAUAUAGCAUGCUUUAACAUAGCAAAACACCCAAAACAAUUUAUAGGAAAUAUUUAUUUGAAGAUGUAGUAUCUUUAAGCUGUAUAGUUGGCUCAGGAGUUCGGCAUUCGAAGACGUUAAUCUAGAAUGUUAACACAAAUUGAUGUGUUUAGAUAUUGCUUCGAUUUCUUACCAUGAUGUGAUGAGACAAACACAUUGUUGUACCUCGUGUUUGAAUCCAUGUAUGCUGGGCAGCGUUCCAGGAUACAAUGCUAGUCCUCGUUGGCAACUUGAGUGUACGUGUGACUUCCAUGCUGUCGUCCCAAUCCUCACCUGUACAGUAGGUCUAUCUAGGAGCACUCCUUACAUCUUCUCAUGAAGCACCACACAGUCAACUAGCUAAACGGUUCAAUGUUCAGUAUAUAAUACAGAGUGUACUUGAUUUGUGAUAACAAUGAUGCAAGUUGUACUAUUAAGUACAUAUUUCUGAAGUUAUGAUUUGACCAUUUUGAUUAUAAAUAUAUUCUGAUCAAUAAAGCUAAGGAUCGUGAUUUUAUUUGGGUGUUUUUAUGACAUUGUGUGCAAUGUCUUUGUGCCGCAAAUAUUCUGAUACCUUUUUUGUUCGGUCUAUUUUUGUUUUGGGUAAAUUCCGGCUACUGCAAUUGCACAAAAUCACUGCCUUGACAGGCAAUGUUAACUUACGUUUUUAUGAUAAUUUAUUAUUAGUUUGUCUUGGAAUAUUUUUGUUUUAGAAACUACCAUGCGUGUAUUAUAUGCUCAGUGAUGUUGUUGGACGAACCCCUCCUUCAGUAUUCUUCGUUAUUUAUUUCUUCAUCAGUUGAAACUGAUAUCUUUGUAUAUUCCCACCAUCUUUCACUGUCUUGUUGAAAUCAUCCAUGGCAAAUUGUAGAUAAUAAACUAUGUAUAUUUAAA
This is a messenger RNA of Haliotis rubra (blacklip abalone), 3379 nucleotides long. RefSeq lists its product as uncharacterized. Bases 76 to 456 code for a protein of 126 amino acids. The record is from RefSeq and is a predicted model, not a curated record. The transcript has 3 exons. Lineage: Eukaryota; Metazoa; Mollusca; Gastropoda; Lepetellida; Haliotidae.